AUGGGAGGAAGCUGGUGCCACAGGGAGAGAUUGUCCCUCUACCUUGUUCUUGGUCUUCUACUUCCAGGAUGGGGCAGUACUUUCACCAUCAAAUGUACAAAGUUUGGCCAGCAUGGGGCGUAUCCCACUCUUCUAGAUUCAGUGUUUGACAGGAAGGCCUUCCGUCCGACUGCCAACUUCAGCAUCCCCACCCUAAUCAACAUCUCCUUCACUUUGUCUGCCAUCCUAGGUGUGAAUGAACAGCUGCAGCUCCUGUCAUCAUUCCUGUGGCUGGAAAUGGUCUGGGACAACCCAUUUAUCCGAUGGAACCCAGAGGAGUGUGCAAACAUCACGAAGAUCAGUGUGGGAACCGAGAACCUCUGGCUCCCGAACAUUUUCAUCACUGAGUUCAUGGAUGUGGACAAGACCCCAAAAGGCCUCAAAGCAUACAUAAGUAAUGAAGGUCGCAUCACUUAUAAGAAACCCAUGAAGGUUGUCAGUAUCUGUAACCUGGACAUAUUUUACUUCCCCUUUGACCAGCAGAACUGCACGCUCACCUUCAGCUCAUUACUCCACACAGUGGAUUACAUGUUGCUGGGCAUGGAGAAAGAAGUGUGGGAAAUGGCACAAACGUCCCGGGACAUUGUACAGACCCGCGGAGAAUGGGAGCUCCUGGGCAUCUACAAGGCCACCUCAAAGAUGUCUGUGGGCACCAGCCAGUAUGAUCAGAUCUUGUUCUACGUGGCCAUCAGGCGCAGGCCCAGCCUCUAUGUCAUAAACCUCCUGGUGCCCAGUGGCUUUCUGGUUGCCAUUGAUGCCCUCAGCUUCUACAUACCGGCAGAAAACGAGAGUCGAGCCCCAUUCAAGAUGACCCUCCUGCUGGGCUACAAUGUCUUCUUGCUCAUGAUGAAUGACUUACUCCCUACCAGUGGCACCCCCCUCAUCAGUGUCUACUUUGCCCUGUGUCUGUCCCUGAUGGUGGUCAGCCUGCUGGAGACCGUCUUCAUCACCCACCUGCUGCACCUGGCCACCACCCAGCCCCCACCCAUGCCUUGGUGGCUUCAUUCCCUGCUUCUACACUGCACCAGCCUAAGGAAAUGCUGCCCUACUGCACCCCAGAAGAGAAACAAGGACCUGGGCCUCACCCUUGCCCACCUGUCUGCUGUGAAGGAGCCGGUGGAGUUGGCGGGGAAGGUGCCAGGUCCCAGAAAGGCAGAGUUAAAUGAGUUCCCUGGGUCAACAAGGGCCCGGCAGGAAGAUGGGGCUCAGAAGCAGCACUUGGUCAGCCUGUGGGUGCAGUUCAGCCACUCGAUAGAUACCCUGCUCUUCCGCCUCUACCUGCUCUUCCUGGCCGUCUCUGUUGUCACGGUCGUCAUCCUCUGGAACACCUAG
Molecule: messenger RNA, 1371 nt
Organism: Equus quagga
Lineage: Eukaryota; Metazoa; Chordata; Mammalia; Perissodactyla; Equidae
Product: 5-hydroxytryptamine receptor 3E-like
Exons: 9
Coding region: 1-1371 (456 amino acids)
Biological process (GO): nervous system process; regulation of membrane potential; signal transduction
Cellular component (GO): membrane; synapse; neuron projection
Molecular function (GO): transmembrane signaling receptor activity; neurotransmitter receptor activity; extracellular ligand-gated monoatomic ion channel activity
Source: RefSeq, a predicted model, not a curated record